Sceloporus undulatus (fence lizard) is the source of this 6414-nucleotide messenger RNA. It is a transcript of the gene FBLIM1, whose product is annotated as filamin binding LIM protein 1. Gene Ontology annotation, molecular function: filamin binding. Gene Ontology annotation, biological process: cell-cell adhesion. The transcript has 8 exons. Gene Ontology annotation, cellular component: stress fiber; focal adhesion. Bases 3272 to 4372 code for a protein of 366 amino acids. Lineage: Eukaryota; Metazoa; Chordata; Lepidosauria; Squamata; Phrynosomatidae. The record is from RefSeq and is a predicted model, not a curated record.
GAGGAGGGCAGCCGCUGUGACUAGCCAGUUAUUUCUGCGUGUUCAUUUUGAAAGUACAGCCUACCUUUUAGCUAAGAGGGGACCAAGGGCACCCCAAAGGCCUGGGUCUCCUUUCCUCUUUGGUUGCCUGUCUGCCCAGCACUCCUCUUCUGCGGAGGGCAAAGCAGAGGGCUGUGAGGGGGCCCUGGGUUCAAGAACAGAGUGGUGAUCAACCCAGCCAGGGUUUCCAGGAGCUCUCUCUGGUGCUGAAUCCCAUCUCCCCCAAGAGCUUCAGCACCUUGGAUUGCUCCUGGGAAGCCAGCCAAAACCCAGGGUGGCUCUCUUGCCUGACCAUACUGGGUGCAACUUUGGCCAGGGGCAAAUGGGCCAGAUGGCCAGCAGUGCCAGUGGUGGGGGGCAAUGGGAGCUGGAGUCCAGCCACCUCUGGGGGCUUCCAGGGCUGCACUGUGCUGGAAGGAAGCACCACCAGACGCCUGUGUGUGUCUCUGGGGGGGGGUCAUUUCUUGAAGCAGCUGCCUCCCUUGCCCAGCCUUUCCUGCCUUCUCUUACCCAUCUGACCCUUCCUUGGGGGUCCCUGGGCCUCUGGGAGUGGGCCAAGCCCUGGCCUGGCCUCCUGUGUGCAGACUCCCCAACCCCCAGAGCCUGCCCAGGGGCCUUGCCUUGAGUCAGUCUGACUCAGGGAGUGACUCACCUCCUGCUCAGGAGCUGACAGAGAUGAUGGCAGCAGCAGCAGCAGCAGGGCAAGAGGGGUCAGACUGUCUGGAACCGGGGCAGAAUUAUACUGCUAUGAUCCCACUUUAGCAGCCGCGGCUGGCUCUCAGGGAAUCUGGCUUUGUAGCCUGAGGGAGGACUAGAGGAGCCUCUGGCGGAGACUUCUAAGGACCCUUUUCCUAGGAGGGGGAUAGUAGUGCUCUGGUUCUGUGGCCUGAAUGGCCCCGAGGGCCAGAAGGUCAAGAGCAGGGGAAAGGACUCCCCAAGAGAGCCCCAUGGGAGCCCCCGAGGGAAGGGCAGCUGGAGGAGGAAGAGAGCCCCACCGGCCAAAGCCCCGAGGGACCGCUUGGGGCUCCCCUGGGGCUGGCUUCGGAGGCAGGGCCAAGGGCCAGGAAGGAGGGGCACAAGGUCCCUUCUUUGCCCCCCCUCCCCCGUUUCCAUCCCUAGGGCUAGAGCCCCCCAAAAGGGAGGGCCGGAGGGGCGCCUCCUCCUCCUUCCCCCUCCAAAAAAGGCCAAGGGGGUCUGGCUUGCUCCUUCUGGCCGGGAGAGGGCAGGGCAGGGCAGGGCAGGGCAGGGGGCAGGACUGGCUCUGCCCCCCAAGAAGGAGGAGAAAGAAAGAAAGAAAGAAAGGGGCGGCGGCUGCGGUGGAGAGAGGGAGGGUGGCUCUUCCCUCCCGGCUCCUGGUGGGGCUACUUAUUUGGGUUGAGGGCGACCCAGGUGCAAGAGGAGGAGGAGAAGUGGGGCUCCAGACCCCCCCCCCAUUUCUGCCCCAAGAGCCCUCCUUCGAGUCCUUCCUUGGGGGGGCGAUCGGCAGAGAGAGUCGGAGGGCGGAGGGACCCCGCCGGAGCCCCAGAGACACAGACCUGACCAAACCUGGAACCUGGCUUCCAUGGAAAAGCCAACUUGCCUUGUUGCGCAGAAAACAAACCGACAGAAAGAGUGUUUUUCAAUGUUUGGUUUCUCUUUAUGGGAUUUCUUCACAAUUGAUCAGAAUCUGCUCUUCUGCCAGGAGCAGAGGCUCACUUCUGGAGCCAGACGGAAGGAGCCCAGGCUCAGGCGGCUCAUCUGGGGGGGAUUUAGCAACCGACUGUGUCUCUUGGUGGAUGUGUUAUGAAAUACCUUUUUAAAACAUGUAGAAUCAUAGAGUUGGAAGGAACUCUCUUUACUAUCCCUUCAGGCUUAAAGCACUCCUGAAAGAGGCCCACCCAACCUCUCUUGUGGGUGGUGGUUGUAUGGCUUCAAGUCAGGCAAACCUCUCAUGGGGUUUCCUUGGCAAGAUCUGCUCGGGGGUCUCCUGAGUUAUGACGCCAACCCUCAGUGUCAGUAUCUGUCCCCCACUGGCUCUCUUAAAAACCUCCAAAGGAGGAAAGUCAGAGGCAGACGCUUCCACAGUCAAACAGCUUUGACAGUGCCAGUUCUCCCUAAGUUUUAGGUGGACUCUCUUUUCUGGCGAUGUGAAUCCACUGGCUCAGGUUCUGGUCUCUGGAGCAGCAGAAGGCAGGGUUGCUCUGCCAGCUGCCAUCUUCCCUGCCAAAGCAAUGGCUCACACCUUGAAGCGUGGGCCAAGAUGAGAAGAGGCCCUGCCCCGUGUGCCCAAGGAGGGGCAGCGCAUGCAAAGGGCAGAGCCUGGCCCUGGGGCAAGGGGCAGGGAGCCUGGCUGCCUGCAGCAGGAGGAGGAGGAGGAGGGCUCCUGCCUGCCCUUCGCUCCUUCCUUAUCGCUGCUCCUUUGCCUGGUUCCUUGCAGGCUGAGCCCAGCCCUGGCCGGGGGCCACAACGGAGUCGAUGGGGGAAUGUCCUCUGCUCGGGGCUCUUGCCGAACCCUGUCGCUUCUUGUUCUUGUUCUGCAAACAAGCAGGGAAUGCCAUCCUGCCUCUCUUCCAGGAAGGAGGUUGUGAAGGGUGUGAAGAAGGGCUGUGAGUCUCUGCAGGCAACAAGGAGUGUUUGAGAGCGUGUUUUCACAAGUGAGCCUAAGAGGAAUGCAUGUGCAAAGGGAUCGUGAGACUCACAGAAAGAAAGGCGCCGGUAGCAGGAGCUUUCGUGGACCUGAGUCUCCUUCCUCAGGUGCAGGAGGAAUGCGUGUCUGGCAGAUGUGUGUGUGCCUUCAAUGGAAAAUGGCUGCCAAGGUGCCUUGUGAGGGGAAGUGACUUGUUACACUAGUCAAGUCUCUAAUUCCCACUUGUAAUAAUAAUAAUAAUAAUAAUAAUAAUAAUAAUAAUAAUAAUGUUUAUUUAUAUACCGCUUUUCCAAAUUAGAUCAAAGCGGUGUACAACAGGAAGUACAAUAAAAAGUCAAAAUAAAACAUAACAGGCCUCUCUCCCCCUCAAGAUGGUGGUCAGAAGGAGAAAUGUCUUUUUUGUGAAAUGUCACUUCUUUCUGCCUCACAAAAGAGAGGUCAAGGAAGACCCCUGAAGCUGGAAGGGACUCCCAAGGGCCACCCAGCCCAGCUCCCUGCAGCCAGGACAGGAGAUCCACCACUAAAACAGCCUGGAUUAAUCCCGGCACACACAGACACAUCCAUGCUCUGUCUUAUGGCUCUCUCUCCUCUCUCCUCCAGGUAAACAUGCUUUCGGACAAGAUGGAGAAGCGGAUCGCCUCCUCCAUCUUCAUCACUCUGGCGCCACCCAGGCGGGACCUCUGUGCCAAGAGUGAUGCCAAGCCAGCAAAGGCUCCCCUGCUGCCCAGCAACAGCCUGCCCAGGGCAACCUCCAUGCCUUCGGGGCCUGUCCCCCCUGAAACAUCCAUGGGGCCUAUAGUUAAAGUCACAAGAGCCAGAGGCAGACCCAAUGGAGGUUGCUCUGAGCUGCCACCGCCAGCGCCUCCCCCCAUCCUGCGCAGCGAUCCCAGGGAGGCUGCUUUGGGUGCCCUCCUUCCUCCUCCUCCUGCACCGUAUUCAAAUCCUGUCUUGGUGGAGACCCUUGGUCCUGAUCUCCAGAAGCAAACAACCUUUCUGCCCUCCUCAUCCCUCCAGACGUCUUCAACUUUUCCAGCAGAACAGAGACAACCUAAACUUCGACCCUCGACCCUCGGUUGGGCUGACGAACAUCAGAUGGAGAUGCAUGUGGAAGAUACUGUCCCAAGAGAGAUCUGUGCGUUUUGCCACAAAGCCAUACCCGCUCAGGCUCCAGCCCUUGAGGCUAUGAACAAACAGUACCACGCCAACUGCUUCACCUGCCGAAUGUGCCAGUGCACCCUGGCGGGGCAGCACUACUACCAGAAAGAGGGACGGCCGCUGUGUGUUGCCUGCUACCAGAACACCCUGGAGAAGUGUGCCUUCUGCCAGGGCCUGAUCUUGGACCAAAUUGUGCGGGCGCUGGGCAACAGAUACCAUCCGGAUUGCUUCACCUGUGUGGUCUGCGGCCGGGCCAUUGGGGACGAGACCUUUGCGGUAGACGACGACAACCGAGUGCAUUGCCUGGAGGACUUCUACAGGAAGUUUGCUUCCAUGUGCGGUUCCUGUGGCAAACUCAUCAUCCCAAACCAGGGACAGGACUCCUACCGGAUCGAGUGCAUGGGGAGACACUUCCACGAAGAUUGCUACCGCUGUGAAAAGUGCCAGAUUUUGCUCUCUCCGGAGCCCACGGAGGAUGGAUGCUACCCUCUCGGCAACCGCCUUCUUUGCAAGUCCUGCCACAUCCGACAGAUCAAAGAACCGUCUUCCUGAGCAAGGGAGGUGCCAAUGUCUUUUUGGAGGCUGCAGAACAGAGCAGAGGAGCUGGGAUGGCAUAUUUUGGCAUCCUCUCCUGCUCCUUCCCUCUUCUUCCCUUUCUUGAACACCUUUCUCUGCGUUGGGGUGCAAUCUUGGGACUGAGUCUCUCUUGUGCGUGGUGGCAGUGGUGGGCCAGUCUAAGGGCAUCUCCACCAGCUCAAAAGUACUGAGUCGCCCAGGAAAUGCUUCACUGGCCGACAGCCGAGGGCCAACACAGCGCCUGGCCUGAGAGAGAGAUGGCGCAAGGAGGCGAUCGCUCUCGUGUGCCCUUUCUUUCACAUCUAGAAGACACACCUCAGCAGUAGGCUGCAGGGCACUUGCUUAUGUACUGGAUUCACCCUCCAGGGUGCCAGCUGCUUCCCACUUAUGGGAUAGGACCCCUGUUUUCCAACUGUUUUCCACCACUUUCAGGAGGCCACAACACUGGCAUGUGGAGUUCAGUUGCAGGGAGGCUGAAGCAUCCAGAUCGCCUUCCCUGGGGUUUCUUUAUGUUCUGAUGCAGUUCAUGCAGAAAAGCUGUUCGGAGCAGAGCAGCACUGAUGGCAGUCCUUGCAAACCUCUUCCUGUUGACUACACACUGCCUCCUCCUCCGAAUUUGGGUUCAUGUCCUGUGACAGGUUGAAAAAUCCACUUCUUUAAGUUCAGAUGUCAACCUGAACAUGCAGGCAGAAAAUGUCAACCUGAGGGUAUCACACCCUUCUUUGAGAGGGGACUUUCUGGAGAGAAGAUAGAGUAAAUUGCUGGGAGAGACCGGGUAAUUUUUUGAUCUUAAAUGAGAUCUCUGAAGGAGAUCUUUGCCGUUCCGAGUUGGCUCCCUCCAUGCUCCAUACGAGAGACAAGAAAAUAUAGGAAGGAUGGGAGGACUGGCUGAAAUAAUCCUUUUUAAAAACCAGGUGGACUCUGCCUCUGAUGCUCAGCCUUACCUUCUGCCAGGAGUAACUCUAAGCAAGAGUCAGUGUGAGGUCCUGAGCCACCGGUGGGUUGCAACCCUGAGAGCAGGGUUCGAUUCCCAGCUCAGCCAUGAAGCCAACUGGGCCAGUCACACACUCUCUCAGCCUCAGGGGAAGGCAGUGGCAAACCUCCUCUGAACAAGCGUUGCCAAUAAAACCUCAUGACAAGUUGACCUUAGGGUUGCCAUAAGAUGGGAAAGACUUGAAGGCAGGCGACAGCAACAACCAACUCUAAACCCUAAUCUCCAUGGCAAGGCUGUAAUGCCAUGGGACAGUAAAGACAAGACUGCUUUUGAACAUGUGCAGAGCGUGCUGCAAACAAAGGCCUGCAUGCAGCUGUACCUAAGGGAGGGAUCAAAGGUAAAACCUGGCAUCUGUUGUUGGUUUGUUGCUUGUAUUUGAGGAAUUAAGCAUUCCCCACACAAAUGCAUACACACCCUCAUGUAUGUAUGUAUGUAUGUAUCUAUAUAUAUAUCUGUAUCUAUACACACGCACAAACAGAGCUUUAAGCACUCCACCCAGAGAGUGUUGGAGGGGAGUUAAAGGCAAAAGCCUGUAUUGCCUUUCUAGCUGAGCCAAAGACAUUCCCUGCCCUGGGUCAGGGGAGAUUUGAACCCAGGUUUGGAGACCUUGAAUCCACCCAAUGUAAUGUUCUCCUACAAAUGCACAUCACAUCCACCAGGGGGCAGUACAAGGCAACAUGGCUUUGCCUUUACUGGAAAGGGCCCUCAUUGCAAUGGCUGAGAAGGGACUCUUCCUCUCCUUCAUGUUUCCUCUCAUCUUUGCACACUCAGCAGCUUCCUUGCCACAGCUCUCCUCCGUCCAAAGCUGCAGUCUGUCACAACUCUAACAGUUCCUUUUCACUCUUGACUUAAAAUGGGAUUCUGCCAAUCAGACAUUUCCAUUGACUGAAGCGCAGUGGGUUCUUCCUUGCAGUGUGGCCUGAUGGUUUUGUCCCCUGUGGCUGGGUGCGCCUUGGGCAGCUUUGUCUCCUGUUUGAUGGAAUAAACCCUUCUUUAAUAGAUUUCCUUUCAAUGUUUGUAUGAG